Molecule: messenger RNA, 507 nt
Organism: Lotus japonicus
Lineage: Eukaryota; Viridiplantae; Streptophyta; Magnoliopsida; Fabales; Fabaceae
Product: cyclin-T1-1-like
Exons: 4
Coding region: 1-507 (168 amino acids)
Biological process (GO): positive regulation of DNA-templated transcription, elongation; regulation of transcription by RNA polymerase II
Cellular component (GO): cyclin/CDK positive transcription elongation factor complex; nucleus
Molecular function (GO): cyclin-dependent protein serine/threonine kinase activator activity
Source: RefSeq, a predicted model, not a curated record
AUGGAAGAAGGUAGCAGCUCACGCAGUAAGAAAAGGCCUGCAGAGGACGAGGCAGAUAGCAGCUAUCGCAGUAAUAAAAGACCUGCACUGGAGGAGGCAGAGAAGGAGGAGGCCGAGGAGGUUCCAUUUGAUCCACGGAGAUGUCUGACGCUGCAAGAAAUAAUUCAACAUUCGCCGUCAGGGAAAGAUGGAAUGGAGUGGAAGAUGGAGGCGCAAUACCGGAGGGGAGGUUGCUUCUUCAUUAGGAAAGUAGGCAUGGCAUUGAAACUGUCUCGAAGAGUUAUAGCGACGGCCUCAUACUACUUUAACAAGUUCUUUAUGCUACAAUCGUUUGCAAAUAUCAACAUAAGGAUUAUUGGAACUGCUUGUGUGUUCAUUGCUAGUAAGGGUGCCUGUAGCCUACGGAAUGUUAUUGUUGUUUCCUAUUGUCUCAAUUACACUCACAAUCGAGAAGAAGCUAUGAAGCGCAUAAACGAGAGUCAGGUUCUAAUAAGUGCUGAAGCAUGA